UGGGGGUCUCUGCACCUCUCAUUUCUCUCCACCUGCCUCCUCCCUCACCGCAGAGUUAGCGGGUACCCAUCCUUUUCCGCUCGGGCAUCCCCACCACCACCCCCAUCUUCACCACUUAUUAUUCUUAUCUGUCCCCUCCUCUCCCCACCCUCUCCUCUCUCUUCUCUCUGCCCCUUUAAAUCUGCCUGGCCCAGCCUCCCCCGUGAUGCUGGGAUGGAGCAAACAUUGAUUUGUGCUGGGAUGGAAUCGGAAUUUUGAUUUUUUUUCCUCUCCCAACCAUAAGAAGAAAAAAAUAAUAAAAACACCUCCUCUUGAUAGCCCCCUCCCCCUUCUCAUCCAGCUCCCAGCUCCUCUUCUCUAUCUCCAUCCAAGGCAGGAUUUUUCCCCCUUACACUAUUCUAAUCUCCCCCCACCCCUGCCACUACCUCAGUCCCCACCCCACUAGCCUGCUCUUCCAGCUGGGGAGAGAGGGGACUCUCCCACAGCUCCUCCACUUUCCUUCUCUGGGUUGGAGCAGUCUCUCCGGAAGAGGAGGGGGCUUGGCUUGUCCGGGUGAGGUGGGAGUGGAGGUAUCCUGCCAUGGAUGCUGUGCCUGGGAGGCAGCCUGAGCCCCAGCUCACAUGCCACUCAGGAUGAGGGUCCGGCCCUGCCUGCCCGCGCUGGGGCCCCUCCGCCCAGCCCCGGUCUAACUGCCCCCGCCCCCAGGCCUCGCCCGGCCCCCAAGCCCCCAGCCGGUUCUCCAGCCCCAGGAUGCGCUGAGCCGCUGGGGGGCUGAGGCCGCGCCAACUACAUGCAUGUCCCCCGGGGGCAAGUUCGACUUUGACGACGGGGGCUGCUACGUGGGGGGCUGGGAGGCGGGGCGGGCACAUGGCUACGGCGUGUGCACCGGGCCUGGCGCCCAGGGCGAGUACAGCGGCUGCUGGGCGCACGGCUUCGAAUCAUUGGGCGUCUUCACCGGGCCCGGCGGACACAGCUACCAGGGCCACUGGCAACAGGGCAAGCGCGAAGGGCUGGGCGUGGAGCGCAAGAGCCGCUGGACGUAUCGCGGCGAGUGGCUGGGCGGGCUGAAGGGGCGCAGCGGCGUGUGGGAGAGCGUGUCCGGCCUGCGCUACGCCGGGCUCUGGAAGGACGGCUUCCAGGACGGCUACGGCACCGAGACCUACUCCGACGGAGGCACCUAUCAGGGCCAGUGGCAGGCUGGGAAGCGCCACGGCUACGGGGUACGACAGAGUGUGCCCUACCAUCAGGCGGCGCUGCUGCGCUCGCCCCGCCGCACCUCCCUGGACUCGGGCCACAGCGACCCCCCGACGCCGCCCCCACCCCUGCCCCUACCAGGCGACGAGGGAGGCAGCCCAGCCUCGGGCUCCCGGGGUGGCUUCGUGCUGGCCGGGCCAGGGGACACCGACGGCGCGUCCUCCCGAAAACGCACACCUGCGACUGGUGGAUUCUUCCGCCGAUCACUGCUGCUCAGUGGGCUCCGGGCGGGCGGGAGGCGCAGCUCCCUGGGCAGCAAGCGGGGUUCCCUUCGAAGCGAAGUGAGCAGCGAGGUGGGCAGCACAGGACCCCCAGGCUCCGAGGCCAGUGGGCCCCCAGUCCCAGCACCUCCUGCCCUCAUCGAGGGCUCGGCCACUGAAGUGUACGCAGGCGAGUGGCGUGCUGACCGGCGCAGUGGCUAUGGCGUGAGCCAACGCUCCAACGGGCUGCGCUACGAGGGCGAGUGGCUGGGUAACCGGCGGCACGGCUACGGGCGUACUACCCGCCCCGACGGCUCCCGUGAGGAGGGCAAGUACAAGCGCAAUCGGCUGGUGCACGGGGGCCGUGUUCGCAGCCUCCUGCCUCUGGCCCUGCGGCGGGGCAAAGUCAAGGAGAAGGUGGACAGGGCUGUUGAGGGCGCCCGUCGAGCCGUGAGUGCUGCCCGCCAGCGUCAGGAGAUCGCCGCUGCCAGGGCAGCAGAUGCCCUCCUAAAGGCAGUGGCAGCCAGCAGUGUCGCAGAGAAGGCUGUGGAGGCAGCGCGGAUGGCGAAACUGAUAGCCCAGGACCUUCAACCCAUGCUGGAGGCCCCAGGUCGCAGACCCAGGCAGGAUUCGGAAGGUUCGGACACAGAGCCCUUGGAUGAGGACAGCCCUGGGGUGUGUGAGAAUGGACUGACCCCUUCAGAAGGCUCUCCUGAGCUGCCCAGCAGUCCUGCCUCCUCCCGCCAACCCUGGCGACACCCUGCCUGCCAGAGCCCACUGCCUCCUAGAGGGGACUGGGGUCCCUUCUCCAGCCCCAAAGCUUGGCCUGAGGAAUGGGGGGGGCCAGGUGAGCAGGCAGAGGAACUGGCUGGUUAUGAGGCUGAGGAUGAGGCUGGGAUGCAGGGCCCAGGGCCCAGAGACGGUUCACCUCUCCUCGGAGGCUGCAGUGACAGUUCAGGAAGCCUUCGAGAGGAAGAGGGGGAAGAUGAAGAGCCCAUGCCCCAGCUGAGGGCCCCAGGAGGCUCGGAGCCUGACCCUGUUACCAUGCCGGUCCUGAGGGGCCCAUCUUCGAGGGGUCCUGAUGCCGGGUGCCUGAUGGAAGAGUUUGAAGAGCCUGCUGCGACUGACAGGCCUGCCCAGCGGGGAGCUGCCAACCCCCUGGUGGUGGGAGCCAUAGCCCUCCUGGACCUCAGCCUGGCGUUCCUGUUCUCCCAGCUCCUCACCUGAGGCUACUUCCUGGCCAAGCUCUGGCUUUGGUUGCCUGCCUCUUCACCCCUUUGACCUGCCUUUUUCUCUUUUCCUCCCCCUAGUUGUUUUUGUUCCUAUAUUUCCUUCUCCUUUUCCUUUCUCUUCUGUCCUACUUUAUUUUUGUUUCUUGCUUUUUCCUUCCCUCUCUUCUUUCAGCUUAUCUCAUUUACUCUAGAUCUGUGUCUGUCUUCCUCACUCCCUUCCCCACCUCAACCCCCUCUUUCUCUAGAUUGUUUACAUAUGAAGGGCUUUUCUCUCUCAGAGUUGCCGUCUUCUCUGAGACACAUAAAUCUAAGUCAGACCAUUGCCCCCACACCUUUUCCACCUUUUCUUUAAACCUAAAUUUCACCAAGGUGUCCUGAGGAGUCUCCUAAAAGCUGAGCGCAGAGGAGGAAAACAAUGGAGAAGGGAGUGAUUAAAUGCUGGACAGGGUGCUGGCUGAGCCACUGUGGCUUCCUGGCCCAAGCUGAAAAGGCUGAAGGAGGUGCCACCUCCACCUGUCACCUUGGAGGACAGUGUCUCCCCUCCCAGCACCCAGUUAGGUUCUUGGCUCACUGAUCCUUCCCAGAGGGAGAAAAAGGAACGUGAACAAUAGAAUAACUCCCUAGAUCUCCCUCUUUCUUUCCUCAACAGCCAGCCUAUCUUCCAACCCCCUGUAAUGGCAUGCCAUGCCAUGCCAUGCCAAGAACAAUGUGUAAAGGAACAAAAACUAUCCAAUGCAGCCAAGCCCACCCCCUCAGACCUUACCACUACCCUCUCUACCCUUAUGUGUUCCCCUAAAAGUUUAUUUGGUUGGUCUGGACUCACUUGUGGCCUUUGAUUAAAUUCCUAAGGGGCCUAAAAGAAGACACUUCAACUGCAGAGUGCUAGAGGCAUUUGAGCAAGGAUACCACUCCCCAACUCUGACAGUUGUGGUGGGGGGAGGCACUUCUGGGGGAUGGAAACAAGAGCUCACAGGGCAGCAGAAGCUGUGACAGUCUAGUAGGCCCCGUGGGUUUUGUCCCUUCCCCCAUCACAUCAGAAUCUCCUGAAAUGAGAAAACAACAGAAGGAGGGGAUCCAAGGAAGCUGAUCUCUCCCACACUUCCCAGGCAGGGCAGAGGUGGGAGUCAAAUCCAGGGUGAGAGGUGGGUGGAGAGACCUGUUUGAGGUUGUGGCUGAUCCCUGGUACUAGCUUUCCCCCUGGGGGUAGGAAGCCCUAGGAAGAGGGGAAUAUGGGGUCCCCAGGGGAUUUUUCCUCCCUCCCCUGCAUGAGGCAGAGACAAACUGCCUGCCAACCCCCUCCCUUGAGAAAUGGCCUUGCCCGGGAAUGCCCACCACAUAUACCCUCUUCUUUUUUCUAGUCAAACUCUGUUUACUCCUUGGCCUGCCUCCCUCCUUCCUCCCCUCUCAACCUUUACUUCUGAUUUCUAUUUCAUGGAAUUUGGGAUUGAAGUUAUACAACAGUGCCGCCAACACCAAGUCUUGCAGGAAAAAAAAAUACAAAGAAAUUUAACAAAAAAAAAAUAUAUUAAUAAAAAAGUUCAAAAAAGGG
Urocitellus parryii (Arctic ground squirrel) is the source of this 4235-nucleotide messenger RNA. RefSeq names its product junctophilin 4 (gene Jph4). Gene Ontology annotation, biological process: regulation of synaptic plasticity. Lineage: Eukaryota; Metazoa; Chordata; Mammalia; Rodentia; Sciuridae. Gene Ontology annotation, cellular component: junctional membrane complex; plasma membrane; endoplasmic reticulum membrane. The record is from RefSeq and is a predicted model, not a curated record.